CUCAGACUUCAAAUUUCCUCCGUUCGCAUGCAAGAUGGAUGAUCCAAAGGAGCUCGAACAGCUACAAGCGGUCGUGCGUCGCAUGGCCGUGCAAUCGCAAUUCGAACACGAUCUGAUUACUGAAAAGAAGCUCGAGCUUCAACAGACCAACAAGGCAGCACGUGCCAAUGAUGUUGUGUAUCAGAAGUAUCUAUGCUACUAUGCAAUGAAGGACUGCCUGCGACUCGUGAAUCUGAUGCAUCAAAAGCUCCCCGUGGAGCUACGCGACUUGGUGUACGAGUUCCUCUGCGUCGAGCCUGAUCGUCCGAUUCCCGUUGGCUCAUACUACCAUUUCCGUAAAUAUGACAAGCCUUUUCACGAUCCAUUACAGAGACUACAUUACGACAACUACGCGCAGCCACGGAUUUCACACAGGUGGCCAUCACCAGCUCCUUAUCGUGCUCUCACCGGUGACACUUCGGACGUCGAUGUGAAAUUGGCGGAAGCCGAUGGUAGCAACGACGUGCAAUUGGGCCUGGAACUCACAGAGCGCAUCGCGAAAUUGAAGUUGACCCAUCGAGUUGAUGAACUGAGUUUGGUCGAGGACAAUGACACCACUGUCCUCCCUGACGGCCGAGUCAAAGAAGUACAUACACACAAGCCACCAAAGGAUAUGCCACUUCCAUCCAGCCAUUUUCUGGACCCCAGAUACGUUGGUGCGGAAGCUGCGUAUGAGAUACAGAAGAUAUACUACGCGCUCAAUACAUUUUCAGUAUGCAGCGUUGAACGAGCUAUAUACAGCUUUUCCGAGAAACACUCUGGCCAAAACAUAGUGGGAUACGACUACGAUGGUACCCCCUGGGAUGUACCGGAGGACGUUCAGACAAAACCACUGUUGUACCCCAGGAACCACAUCAGAAAUCUCCAGGUCCGCGUCAAAUUCGAGCAGUUCGAUGAAGACAUGCAAAGAGAUCACUUCUCAGGUCUCGAUAAGUACUCGUACGAACGACGCUUCCUACGCUUCACUGAGCAAAACUUAGAAGGUCUCGGGCAAUUUCUCAGGGAGCGCUCCAAGCACGAUAUCAAUAUCGAGUUUGUCGUCAUGACUGAGCUCCCAGAUUUCCAAGAUGACGAGCUUGGGUGGGGCGCUCAAUGCAACUACGUGAAUUUCCUGCAAUCCAUUAGGAACUGGGUUUACAUCAUGAAGUAUGACUGUGACAACAUCUCUGUCAAGGUCACGCAUCACGACCCAGUCAUGUCGGCUUUUCCGCGUGAUAUCACAGGGAUAUUCGGGUUGACACAAAAGCAAUGGGAGCAAGAAAAAGCCGUUCAUCAGGACGAACGCGCCUGGGUAGCGCAAUUUUACCUUGCAAUCCCAGGAAUAGAUGCGAACGACAUUUCGUUUGGCUAUCCCGCUAUUGAGUUAGACCAUAUGCUUCGCGAGCGAUGGGGCAUGGACUCGAUUUCAGCUACCCGGGCCACGCUCCCCGUCACAGAAGGCAGAUAUUGGCCCAGUUCCAUCAAUGCGGUGCCUCUUGACCGCAGGUGGGGCUAGAGGGAGUGGAGAAAAGUGAACACCCUAGAGCCUACACUAACGCUAGAUCUUCUAAUCUAGCCUUUCUGUUCCAGUGCAGUCUUCAGACCUGUUCGGUAUUUUCCUUGUCUGAAGUGCAAUCAAUGCUAUCGGCGCUUUCAUGUUCAUAGAUGACGACUACUACUGCCAGACUAGGUAUGGCCUUGUUGUUGUUGUUGUCUGACGUUGCAGCGACCUUCCCUACCGUGACAUUGGGAACACUGAUCUUGUUAGCAUAUCAUUGGUCCACUCGAAUAUUAUGACGAUGAAAUGGG
This is a messenger RNA of Alternaria rosae, 1827 nucleotides long. RefSeq lists its product as uncharacterized. The record is from RefSeq and is a predicted model, not a curated record. NCBI's taxonomy places the organism in Eukaryota, Fungi, Ascomycota, Dothideomycetes, Pleosporales, Pleosporaceae. The coding region runs from base 35 to 1534 and encodes 499 amino acids. The transcript is spliced from 3 exons.